Microcebus murinus (gray mouse lemur) is the source of this 2097-nucleotide messenger RNA. The record is from RefSeq and is a predicted model, not a curated record. NCBI's taxonomy places the organism in Eukaryota, Metazoa, Chordata, Mammalia, Primates, Cheirogaleidae.
GAAAAACAAAAAGGAUCAGUUUCUAGUUGUACUCAACCCAUAGUAAAGUUAAGAAGCCUGUUUUUGUUUGUUUGUUUAAAAUCUUUUGAUGCACCUAAUUCAAAAUCCUUGCUAACAGAUUUCCUAGGAGAACACUGGUUUUUUUGGAAUUCUAGUCUUUUGCACAUUGGUUAGCUAACACCAGCCCUGGACAGAGGAGGAGUGGAAUAUACUGGUCAUUUGUCAUUGGCAGACUGAGGAAAUGAGUAAACAAGACCAGGGCAGAAGAGCCUGAGAAGGGAAACCACAUUGACCAGGGUGCCAGUAACUUAACUUUUUGCCUUAGUGACAGUUUUUCGUCUUCCACUAGUGAAGGAGGGGGCACGGUCAAAGCUUUGAUGUCCUUUGCUUUUUUUUUCUUUAAAAUUAUUCUUUAAUUUUUUAUACCAUAUAUAUAUAUAUUUUUGCCAUAAAAGUGAGAAAUGAAUGUCCUUUGUAAUAAUUCCUAUCACCCCUGCCCUUAGGGACUUCCUCUUUUGGAAUAGCACCCCCAGCCUCACCUACCUGGCCGGGGAGCCGGGACUCAUGGCUUCUUUCUAACAGCCGAGCAUGAUCUGCUUUUCAGAUAACACCAUCCAGUCGGUUUUCUGCUGCUGCUGUUGCUGCUCCCUGCAGAAGCGGCAAGUGAGAACGCAGAUCAGCCUUAGCCGAGAUGAAGGACUUGCAGAAAAACACCCUCAGCGACACCUGCCACGGCUCAGCGAAUUGUCUAGUAGGAAGCAACCCGGCAGGGGCUGUGCACAGCCGUCCAAACGCAAGCCCCUGCCUCCCCUCCCGGCCUCCGAGGUUGCUGGAGAGAAGAUCCGGGUGAAGGCGCUUUACGAUUUCCUGCCCAGGGAACCCUGUAAUCUGGCCUUGAAGAGAUCAGAAGAAUACUUGAUUCUGGAAAAGUGCAACCCUCACUGGUGGAAAGCCAGAGACCGUUUGGGGAAUGAAGGCUUAAUCCCAAGCAACUACGUGACUGAAAACAAAAUAACCAAUUUAGAGAUAUAUGAGUGGUACCAUAGAAAUAUUACCAGAAAUCAGGCAGAACGUCUAUUGAGACAAGAGUCUAAAGAAGGUGCGUUUAUUGUCAGAGAUUCAAGACAUUUGGGAUCCUACACAAUUUCCGUGUUUAUAAGAGCUAGAAGAGGUACGGAGGCCACCAUAAAGCAUUAUCAGAUCAAAAGGAAUGACUCGGGACAGUGGUAUGUGGCUGAAAGGCACCUCUUUCAAUCAAUCCCCGAGCUGAUCUGGUACCACCAGCACAACGCGGCAGGUCUCCUGACCCGUCUCAGAUAUCCUGUUGGGCUGAUGGGCAGCUGCUUACCGGCCACGGCUGGUUUUAGCUACGAAAAGUGGGAGAUAGAUCCGUCUGAGCUGGCUUUUGUGAAGGAGAUUGGAAGUGGCCAGUUUGGGCUGGUCCAUUUGGGUGAGUGGCGAGCGGCAAGGAAUUGUUUGGUCAGUUCUACAUGUAUAGUGAAAAUUUCGGACUUUGGAAUGACGAGGUAUGUUCUAGAUGAUGAAUACAUCAGUUCCUCAGGAGCCAAAUUCCCGGUCAAGUGGUCUCCCCCCGAAGUUUUCCAUUUCAACAAGUACAGCAGUAAAUCUGACGUCUGGUCAUUCGGAGUUUUAAUGUGGGAAGUUUUCACGGAAGGCAAAAUGCCUUUUGAAAACAAGUCAAAUCUGCAAGUCGUGGAAGCCAUUUCUGAAGGCUUCAGGCUGUACCGGCCUCACCUGGCACCGAUGGCCGUCUACCAAGUCAUGUACAGCUGCUGGCACGAGGUGGGGAUCCUGACUUGUCCCCAAAGGCUGGCGGUCCCCGAGUCUGAGAGCAGCGGGGGUGGGGGUGGGGGAACGGGAAGAAACCCCAAAGGCCGGCUCCCGUUCGCUGAAGCGCUGGGACUCCCCUCGCGAGGGGGAGGGGAGGAGACUGGUGAGCGCCUGCGAGCGGAGCGCCAGCCCAGGGUCAUCUCCCAGAACGGUCACGAGAGGAAGCCCCGCGAGGGGCCACGGAUGGGAAUGUCUUCCUGCAGAGCUGCUGACUCUCGGAAACAGUGCAGAGACACAGGCUUUUAA